This is a messenger RNA of Aspergillus clavatus NRRL 1, 6912 nucleotides long. RefSeq names its product 1-phosphatidylinositol-3-phosphate 5-kinase FAB1. Gene Ontology annotation, cellular component: fungal-type vacuole membrane; endosome membrane. NCBI's taxonomy places the organism in Eukaryota, Fungi, Ascomycota, Eurotiomycetes, Eurotiales, Aspergillaceae. The coding region runs from base 1 to 6912 and encodes 2303 amino acids. The transcript has 2 exons. The record is from RefSeq and is a predicted model, not a curated record. Gene Ontology annotation, biological process: phosphatidylinositol phosphate biosynthetic process. Gene Ontology annotation, molecular function: 1-phosphatidylinositol-3-phosphate 5-kinase activity; metal ion binding; ATP binding.
AUGUCCAAACCCACCAGCGGUCCCUCAGGCGCGGACUCACCGGCUACUGGACACCCCGUUAGCGCUGUGAAGGAAACUGCACAUUACUCAAGUAACAAUUCCGUCAAUAUGUCUUCUCAUAGCUUGCAGACUAUGGCCUCUGCGGGCACUGACAAAGACGAGGCGCCGUUUGCUGCGUCAAUGAGCUCAUCCGGCUUUAGUGAGCGAUUGACUCACUCUCCAGCAUUGUCAGCGAAAGCCUAUCACCCGCCUAACGAAGGUUCCAGUACGUUAGAUCCCAGCAAAUUGAAGUCAGCCAGUCACGUACCAGAGAGCUCUAUAAGAUCGGAGCGACGGAUUUCUCACGACCUUGAGCCUUCUCUGCCAGCGCCGUUGCAGAUGACGAAGCUUUCCCCAGAGGGUGUGCUAGAUGGCAUGUCCCUUGGUCAAGAAGGACGUGGGUCGGAUUCAACCGCUUCUUUCAAUCCUGACCGCUCUUCGGUUGCCGCGAGUUCUGGAGCAACUAGCGUCUCUCAGGUGCCUUCGAAUGGAAACAAUUCUUUGAAUGAGACGCAAGGUAUGUCUACGAUCGCGACUUCCAUCGAUGGGGAGCCGAAAGUUGGCGGAUCUUCCAAAGUCUCUGCCAGGCAGAAACCAAAGGCUGGACCGUCUGUAUCUAACGUCAACCGUCGUGCGGCCUAUGGUGCGUCAAAAUCCCAAUCAACUCACGUAGCCGCCCGCCCACCUGCGUUGACACCGAUUAAUACGGCCGUGGACACCUUCCCUAGCCGUGAUGGGCGAGGCAAACGUCUUCAUGACGGCGUUGUGUCGCAACUCAGAAGCAAGUUACUGAGCAAGGAGUUCUGGAUGCGCGAUGAAAAUGCUAAAGACUGUUUUCAUUGCGGCGAAACCUUUUCAACGUUCCGGCGAAAACACCAUUGUCGCACAUGCGGUCAGAUAUUUGAUUCGAAAUGCACUCUCCUGAUAUCAGGGGAUAGGUUUGGUCAACCUGGAACUAUCCGCGUCUGUAAACCGUGUGAGGCGAUGAUUAACGGACACGAUGAUGAUUCCUCCGACUUUUCAGAUAGCGAACAGAGCCCAAUUAUAGUCAAUCCUAGGGUCUCGGAACUCGGCCUAAGCAAUUAUUCGCGGGUGUCAGCCGAUGACGAUGACUCGUCUUCGGUAGUCUCUCAAUCUAUUGAGCAUGUCAUGAAGACGCCCACAAUGGCGAUACCGGCCACACGACGCGCCGGGGAGGGCCACAAUCGUCGUUCAGCUGUCCUUGAAAUCAGCCCAGACCGCCCCUUGAUCAGGCCUACGUCAUCAAGGUCUCUCAAGUCAACACUUAACGGACGUCCGCAUGCAAUGGGUCACAAACGCCAUCACUCACGCCAGCAGUUCAUUCGGAAUUUUAAAUCUUUUCAUGAUGACCGGGCACCUUUCCAACGUCGCAAUAUCGAAGACAACCCUCCCAGAGCUCAGCUACCUGCAUUUCACAAGGACAACAUUAUUGACCCUGAUCUAGCACAGUACCUCUCUGACGAUGCUUCAAGCGGAGACGAACAACCGAACUUACUUUCGGCAGUCUCCGAAGGCUCUCUAUCAAAAAGCGGCGGUGAUGCCGAGAGAACAGCUUUUAGUGGCCUUUUGGCUGCCAUGAAGAAAGGUCGAUCUGCAUUUGGAGAUAGGGGCAGCUUCAUCAACUCUGGACGUGAAGGGGAUGAAGCAAGUAUAAGCAGUUCUAGAGCUGUGAACCUUCCUCGAGCUUCGCGGCGGCGGAAUCUAAGUGUUGCGAGCAGUAUUCAUCGUCCCUCUCCGAGAGCGUCCAAAGACAGUGUCUCCAACUUACACGAUGCAACUAAUGCGAAUUAUGUCUUUCCAACGGCCGUGAAGCCAAGCGGAUUCAAGAUGACAAGGAGUUCUUCCAUGAGAGGAGCAGGAGCCCCUCCGGUAGAGCUGAACAAAGCGAGUCUGCAGCACGUCCGAAAGCUUCUUCGUCAACUUCUGAAGGAUACCUCAGUGCCUCGCCCUCACAGCUGGGAAACCGCGCUUUUACCCAUUUUGCUGAAAGCCGCUGACGAGGUUGAUCCAGAUGUUCAAAAUGGUGAUGAUAUGGACAUUCGACAUUAUGUCAAGCUCAAGAAGAUUCCGGGCGGUCGGCCAGGCGAUACUUCUUAUGUCUCAGGGUUGGUUUUCACCAAAAACCUUGCCCUCAAAAGCAUGCCCAGAAGCAUUCCUCAUCCAAGAAUCCUCAUCAUCACGUUUCCGCUCGAAUAUGCACGUCAGCAGCAACAAUUCAUGAGCCUGGAGCCAGUCAUCCGUCAGGAACGGGAAUUCCUCGAAAAUCUCGUUAGCCGAAUAGCUGCGUUGAGGCCCAGUUUGCUUCUGGUCGAGAAGAAUAUAUCCGGAUUGGCUCUUGAACUACUAGACAAAGUCAAGAUAACAACAGCCUACAAUGUCAAAUCGUCUGUGCUCGAGGCUGUCUCUCGUUGCACUCAAACAAGGAUAAUCACUUCUAUGGACAAACUCGUCACGACUCCGGUGAACAGUGAUUGCGGCAGUUUUGAUGUCAAGACAUACGUGUUCAAUGGUCGUAAGAAGACCUAUAUGUAUGUUUCCGGCUGCCGCAAAGAGCUCGGUUGCACAAUUGUACUUCGAGGGGGCGACCAUAGUAUACUCACAAAGGUGAAAAGGAUCACCGAAUUCAUGAUCUACGUCGUCUAUAAUUUGAGGCUCGAGACAUGCUUGAUGAGGGACGAAUUUGUCCAGAUUCCUACGUCGACUGAGGCAGAGGUUCAAGCUUCCAAUGAAGAGACGAGUCAAACAAAAACCACAUCUUCACAAGGCAACCCGGAUGAUAAGAGUAGUGUGACACCGCCGGGCUCACAAGAAGAUUCUAAUGAAAAGCAAAGCGAUACUGCGUCUACACACAAGAUUAUUGCUACAAGCAACGAGAUAGAGGUUCCAGAUGAUGUCCCAGAGCCAACUUACUACGAAGACAUUGUCCGUGGCACCGAGACAAAGAUCUUGUCAGCAUCACCGUUUGUCAAGUUUGAUCCGCCUUAUCUGCUCAAGCGUGCGAGAGAGAUGGAAAGUCGGCUGGCUUAUCUGAAGCGGCUUCGUGAUCAAGAUGUGAGCUCUGAGGAGCUUUCAGAUGAGAAGACCAAGUGUCAGAAGUUUAUUCUCAUCACGCCAGAAAUGGUUCAUAAAUCCCCACCUAAUGCUCCCCCAAAGGUCAAAGAAGUCCUGCAUGCUGCUCAUGAUGCAGAAUAUGACAAUGCGCUACAUCACUAUCAGACCCAAAAGCGUCAAUGGGAAGCAUAUAUAGCAGGUGCUUCUCGUCUAUUUGACCCAUACGCCCAUCAGAGUAUAGUCGUGCUCUUCAGCCUGGUUUGCACCACCACAUCUAUCCCUUGCUCUGGACCAGAUCUCUUUGCCCUUGAGUACUAUAAUGAGCAUGGGGAUGAUGCGAUUUUCGAACCUGACUGCACCGUCGGUCAAUACGUGGAGGAUAUUUGUCACAAUGCCAAUGCUAUUUGUACAGCAAACGGUUGCGAGAAGCGGAUGUUCGAACAUCACCGCCAAUACGUCCACGGUGAGGCUCAAAUAAGCAUAUUUGUGCAGCCGUAUCCCUCGAAAUUGCGAGGCCUUCAAGACACGAUUUUGAUGUGGAGUUGUUGCAAGAUCUGCGGGAAUGAAACACAGGUUUUCCCCAUGUCAGACAGUACUUGGAGAUACUCCUUUGGCAAAUAUCUGGAGCUGUCUUUCUACAGCAAAAAUCUACACGCCCGUGCCGGUAUCUGCCCCCAUGACUUGCAACGUGAUCAUCUCCGCUUUUUCGGCUACAAGGACAUUGCCAUACGAAUUCAUUACGACCCAAUCAAUUUGCUUGAGAUCAUCGUUCCCAGAACCAGAGUUACCUGGAAGGUGGAUAACGAUCUGAGACUGAAAAACGAGGUCUAUCUCAAUAUUGAACGUCGGCUGAACAAAUUCAUAACUUCCGUCAAGGCACGACUGAAAGGAAUCAACGUCGAAAGUGUCGUUGCGAACCUGGCGGAAGACUGCACCGCAGAAAUAGAGGUACUGACGAAAAAAGCCAGUGAAGACCACACUACUUUAAUCCGGCAAUUGCAAGAUAAGUACAUCAAUUCGAGGUACUGGGAGGUGACUCCGUUGAACGAAGUGCUUCGUUUGGUUCAGGAGAAGGUUGUGGAAUGGGAUACUGCUUUCGCUGAAUUCGAAAAGAAUUUCUUCCCUUCUGAGAAAGACAUCAGAAGACUUGCAACAUUGCAGCUGAAGAAGAUCUUCCUCGACAAGGAUGCUUCAGUGGCCUCGGAGGAACCCCCAACGACGCCCACAGAGGCGGAAAGUGAACAGAGUCAGGAGACCAAACAUCCGCGACCAAUGCGUCGUAUGACACUUUCGCCAGAGAAAGCCCAGGAUGUUCUUGUUUCGGUCGUGGAAGAAGAUUCGGGCAAGAAGAAUGUUCCGGAAGCCGGCUCGCCAAAGACUGAAGAGAUCCCAUUAUCAAUUCCCUCGGCAAACCCAGAAGAUACCAAGUCUUUUCCGCCUCCUGGACUCGGCACCGAUGCACCAGAUAGCCCCCUGAGCCCUGAGCUACGUGCACGGAUGAGUCAAUCGGAGCAGCUGCUUCCUUCAAGUGCGCACUCUGCAAGCAGUCCCGACAUCCCUAAGACUGUGUCAAGUGUUGUGGACUCAAAUCAUGGCUUAGCAGAGCCCUCUACCGAGCAAUCCGCAUCACAGGAAGAUAACCAAGAUAAGGAGGAGAACUUCGAACCCGAAAAGCAGCCAAGUGUUGUACCGCAGCCACCACCUUCAGCUAUCCCUCGGCUCGCUGAAGGUGUUGUUAGGCGUACUGGGAAAGCUACCUCUCCGCCACUACUCCGUGCUCAGUCCCAGCCAUUGCAAGGUCAAAAGGAACGAUUCAAGAGCAGUGUUCCUUUCCGUGGGCUUAAGGUCGGGCCUGGGGGUAGUAGUAGCUCGGACCUUGCCCCUAGUGCUGUCCCAGAUUCAAAGUUCAAACCUUCGGACAAGAAGUUUUCUGAGAGAUUCGGCCUCACCGCUCUCCGGAAUUCACGGCUGGCACCUGUGCCAUCGCUUAUACCUCGCUCGAUCCCGACCAAAAGAAAUACGCGUGUCUUAAAUUUAGCCAAGCAUUUUGAGCAGUUAAGUCGCGAAUUUGAGAAGGAACGACAGCGUGAAAGACGGCAACGAGCUGCCAAUGGUACACAUUCUCGUGCAUUCCCUCUGGCAUCCUCUAAGCCAAUAGUGGAGGUAUACAAGAAUGUUAGGGACGCGGUUGAGGAGCGCGAACCUCCUGGAGAACCAGAAGACGAGUCACCUUCAACAUCGCAUCUUCCUGUUGAUGAACCUAGCCAGGGGAGCAGGGAUUCACUAGAAAGGGCCUUGGAGGAAGAAACUCGAGAAGACACCACCUCAGUCUAUUCCCAGCCACCCGGAAACGAGGAUAGGAGCCACGGUGAUGCCCAUACAGUGUCGGACGUGGAAGGGGAAGAAGUACAUAGUGAUGAGGAUCGGACAUCCACGGAGGGCCUCCAUCAGACUGAUUCGAACGAUGAGCUGCCUAAGAUGUCCCCAGAGGACGAACAGAUGGACCUCAAAGAACUCCCUAAACACGAGCGAAGUAAUCUUCUGAAGAUGUUGACAAACUUCUGGUCCGAGCGCUCUGCCAGUGGAUGGGCUCCCCUUGACUACCCACUUAGCAUGUCCGAUCACGUUUUCGCAGACUGCGACAUUAUAGUGCGGGAGGAUGAACCGAGCUCCCUCAUCGCAUUCGCGCUCGACUCAGGCGAUUAUAAAGGGAAAUUAACUAGUAUCCAGAGGCGUUAUGAGGAACUCGACGAGAAGAGGUCAACAUCAGGAGAGGGCUCGGAUAGUGUUGAUGAAGCUCGGGUUGAACAUGCACUCCUUAGAUCCACUGGCACUCAUCUGAAAUACCAGUUCCAGGAAGGACAGGCAAAGAUGUUAUGCAAGAUAUUCUAUGCUGAACAGUUCGACGCGUUGCGGAAGAAGUGCGGAGUCGCAGAGCGAAUCGUGGAGUCCUUAUCCCGUUGUGCCAAGUGGGAUUCCAAGGGUGGCAAGACCAAUUCUCUGUUCCUCAAAACCUUGGACGACCGUUUCAUCUUGAAGUCGCUCUCGCCAAUUGAGACGCAGGCGUUCCUCAAGUUUGCUCCGGCAUACUUCCAGAUCAUGUCGGAAGCGCUGUUCCACGAGCUGCCAUCGGCCAUUGCGAAGAUGUUCGGCUUCUACCAAGUGAUCAUCAAAAACCCGGCCACAGGGACCGAGUUCAAUUGGUUCCUGCUGAUGAUGGAGAACCUCUUCUACGACCGAGUUCCGACGAGGAUUUUUGAUCUUAAAGGUUCAAUGAGAAAUCGCAAGGUCCAGAGUACUGGGGAGCGAAAUGAGGUGCUAUUAGAUGAGAACAUGGUCGACUUCAUCUAUGAGACACCGUUGUUCGCUCGAGAGCAUUCGAAAAAGCUAUUGAGCCAGAGCGUCUGGAACGAUACGCUGUUCUUGGGUCGGCAGAACGUCAUGGAUUAUUCACUUAUGAUUGCGAUUGAUGAGAGCCGGUCCGAGCUGGUAGUUGGCGUGAUUGAUUGCAUCCGCACAUACACGUGGGAUAAGAAAUUGGAGUCAUGGAUCAAGGAUCGGGGUUUUGCUGGAGGGGGUAAGAAUCGGCCCACUGUCACCAGCCCCAAGGAGUAUAAGAGCCGCUUCAGAGAGGCGAUGGCCCGAUAUGUUCUUCAAGCACCCAGUUGCUGGUACCAGCUUCAGCCAACCCAACCAUAUCGAUACCCCCCUACGGGAGGCCAUGUGCACCACCUACCGCAGGCCCCUCAUGCUAUUGAGGCAGAUGAUGCAGAGGGCAAUGCAGAGCCCAGCCUUUCCUAA